This is a messenger RNA of Ochlerotatus camptorhynchus, 1515 nucleotides long. RefSeq names its product histidine-rich protein PFHRP-II-like. The transcript has 2 exons. The record is from RefSeq and is a predicted model, not a curated record. Bases 609 to 1415 code for a protein of 268 amino acids. Lineage: Eukaryota; Metazoa; Arthropoda; Insecta; Diptera; Culicidae.
AGACGUUCGGAGCGCAAUCGGUGCAGAUGAAUCUCUGAUACUCUGAGACAGCGAGAACAAGUACUGGUAGACAGAAAUCGCGCGCAUCUGAUGAGCAUCAAACAUAAGAGCAUUAUUAGUGUAGUGUUUCGAGCAUCGGGCGGAGAUUUAUUUUUAAUCUAGUUUGGAACACAUAAAUCAACGCACGGUAGCAUCGCAUAUCGGUCGGAGGGGCGCGCAAAAAGUUGUGCAGAUCUCGCGGAAAACUCAACGGAGAGAAAAUCCGCUACCCAUCACAGUUGUUGCUAGGGUUACGUGUUGAAUCGGUGGUGGUCGCAUUACGAGUCUGGAGUGAAGAAGAUUAUCUACUUAAUUAGUUUAUUAACUCUUUCCCACUCUCGGUACUCGACGAAGGUUUCCUACCAGUCGCAGUGCGGUUGUUAUUCUGAAGUCGAAAAGUGCUAAAAGAGAUUUUCCCCCUUGAAAGCAAUUUGACGUUGUUGGUUUCUGCUGGCGUUUGAAAGUGAAUCUGGGUUAAUUCAUUCAUUCGUUCGGUUGGCUCAGUGUGCUGUGAUCUCGGCUGUCGAAACAAACGUGUCAAGAAUUUUGCGCCUGGGAUCAAGCGCGACAUGCAACCCGAAGAAUACGAAAACACUGGCUGGCUGUCGUAUUUCAGUCGACAUAAGACAACUUAUACAGCAGCUGAUAUUCAUAAAAUCAGUAACGAGUUGAAUAAUGUGCGUAAGAAUUUGACUGCGACCCAGUACGCGUACGGUGAACUGAGCAGUGAGCUGAAGGCGUUGAAGAGUCUACAGGAGCAGCAACGGCUGAGUGAGGAAUACGAGCAGCGUGCCAACAGUAAAUCUAGCUCAUCCAAAUCAGCUGAGAAGAGACUCGCUCAACAGGCGGAGGAGAUAAAAUGCCUGAAAAAUGAAUUAACAGGUUGUAAAAAUGAUCUAUUAAAGCAGAUUAACGCGUUGAAAGUGAAUGUGAGUGAAACGGUCAAGAAGAAAAUUAAAAACGGCCAACUACCGACGGGGGCUUCGCUGAGCAUUGAUAGUAGAAUAAUUGCGAUCGAGGCGCAGUUGGAUCAAGUGGCGGGGGAGAACAAGGAUCGUGUGAAUGGUCUCGAGUGCCGCCUGAAUCAACUGGAACAGCAACACGAGCGGGAAUGUGGACAUGCGUUGAAGAAGCUGGAAUCGUCCAUCAGUCGCAAAUUCCAGGAGAUGACUAAUAUGAUACUGGAGUUGCAGCGAAAAAUGGACACCAGCGAAACAAAGCUGGAUGAGCAGAUUAGGAAUCAGUCCAUGAGUCAGGAUGCGAUCUAUGAGGAGCUCGAUCAACGCAUGGAUGUUUUUGCGGCCAAGAUGAGGGAGCUCCAUGCGAGGAUCGCACAUUUGGGACAGAGAGACGAUAUUGGAUCGACGUUCGUUUAGCAUAUUCAGGCGAUUGAUGUCAUGCUUGUGUGAUGCUAUUACCAGUACUAGUAUUAGUUUUGUCACUAUUCGGUACCGUUUUUACGGGCGAUUUGGAAAG